GCGGACUGGGCUGGAUGGAUGAGCAGAGCGGAGGAGCGGACCCUGGGAGCGGGGAUCUGACGUCAGCGCAGAGGUAGUUUCCCUCGCGAGCUGUCAGACCGUGUGGCAGGUUAGGUAUUAAAGGCACUUUGAGCAGCGCCCAGACCCCUCCUCUUGAGCGGCCGCCGCGCGCGCACACAAAGAGAAGUGCCCAUCGCUGCGUCCGGCAAGGAUCCACCACCAGCUGCGUCAACGCUCCCUUUUCUUGCCAAGGCGUGGAUUGAAACACCGCCGGGAGCGGAGCCAGGAGCUUGAAAGGGGCGGGUGGGAGACGCUGCGAGAGGAAGAAAAUGAAACCGACCGGGAAAAGCUUGAACCAAGACAGAUCUGCCAGCAGUUCCACCAUGUCGGAUAGUGACUUUGGGGAGGAUGAUGGGAGCGUAUCUCAGGAUCCGUUGCAGCCCGGCAAGAGAAAACGAAGGGGCAACCUUCCCAAGGAGUCUGUGAAGAUUCUCCGGGAGUGGCUCUACGAGCACAGGUUCAAUGCAUAUCCAUCUGAGCAAGAGAAACUCAGCCUUUCUGGGCAAACAAGCCUCUCUGUUCUUCAGAUCUGCAACUGGUUCAUCAACGCCAGGCGCAGGCUCCUCCCUGACAUGCUGCUUAAGGACGGCAAGGAUCCCAACCAGUUCACCAUAUCUCGCCGCGGUGCCAAAUCUGCUGAUGUGACGCUGACCCAUGCAGCCGCCGCCGCCACAGGGUCCGGACUCCUAAUGGUGCCUCCUGCCUCCUCUGCCUCCUCCAAGGUGCUCUCCAUGUCGGUCUGCUCGCCCAUGACCUGCCACCCUGCCCGGCCCCUGGCCGGCAGCUUGACUGUGGUGACGAGUGAGCAGGAGAGCCCUCGCCCCACCUUCCAGCAGGUCAAGCUCGAGCCUCACUCCAAGCAGCCGCAGCUGAGCGCGACGGGCAGCACUCUGGCUCUCCUGACCAGGGCAGAUGCCGCCAGUCCCACCAGCGGACUCUUCAACACGCCGCCGCCGACUCCGCCCGAGCUCUUCGGAGAGGACUUCAGCAGUUUCCAGUUGCUGGUGGAAGUGGCCUUGCAAAGGGCAGCUGAGCUUGACUCGCAGAAGCUGAGCGGGCAGCUGCCUCCGUCACUGCAGAGAGAGGCCGCUGCGCCAGCCCUCUCCAGAAAAUCCAAGUAGCUUUCUCCAGCCACUAGCUCCUUUUGGAGGCUUUGGGGGUUCCCCUGCUCCUUCUCCCGAGUUUUUCUGUUGGCCUCUGCACUGAGGGUCCUCCCUGCCAGAUGUUAACGCUGUGAUAUGGCUACCCCUCAACCAGGAGCAAAACAAGCCGAGGCUUCCUUGGCCGUUUUGACGCUGUGCUGCCAGCUCACCUCGGCUUCUAGAACGAAACACUGUCUCCACCGCAAAGCAGGAGGGCAACACACCCUUUGGAUAGCGUUUCGCUUUUUCUGGACCUUGCCAGCAUCCUUUCCUCCUGUUGAAGCCGCGUGGAGGACACUGUCUGACUAGGGGGGUGCCUGAACCACGCACAAUCUGCUCUUGAAAGGACCGAGAGGCCUUAAUGUGCUCUGAGAGAACAUGGCUGGUGUUCUGUUACUGUGACUUUGUGUUUUAUUUUUUUGCUGUGGAGCAUCCUUGUGCAGAGGUCCUUCUCUUCUCCCACUUUUUUUUGAAGCCUGCUGACAUGGAAGAGAACAGGAAAAGGGUCCAACACGGAACGGAGGAGAGAUAAUUAAAAAACAAAAAAAACCAAGUACCUUAAAAAUACGAAUUAUGGUGGGGAGGCGAAAUGAGUGGUUUCACCUCUGCCCAGAGAAUCCUAACGCAUGUCCUUUUUGGGGGCGGGCGGGCAGGGGUUGUUUCUGUUUUGCUGUUUCUGUAGCAUAACUUCUUUGACAUACUCUUGGUCUGGUGCGCAUGAGUGGCUGGCCCCUGCAUGUUGCCUAACCGGAGUCCCUGGCAUGAGCAGAUUUAACUGGAAAUGUUAAAUGUUUGUGGCAUCCCUCUCUCUUUCCACUGGGAGGUGGAGAGGGGGAACAAUCAACGACCACCCUUCGAAUACUGGUGCCAGUUAAAAAAAAAA
Podarcis muralis (Common wall lizard) is the source of this 2085-nucleotide messenger RNA. RefSeq names its product TGFB induced factor homeobox 2 (gene TGIF2). The record is from RefSeq and is a predicted model, not a curated record. Gene Ontology annotation, biological process: regulation of DNA-templated transcription. Lineage: Eukaryota; Metazoa; Chordata; Lepidosauria; Squamata; Lacertidae. Gene Ontology annotation, molecular function: DNA binding.